Molecule: messenger RNA, 5382 nt
Organism: Colletotrichum navitas
Lineage: Eukaryota; Fungi; Ascomycota; Sordariomycetes; Glomerellales; Glomerellaceae
Product: ABC transporter
Exons: 2
Coding region: 1-5382 (1793 amino acids)
Biological process (GO): transmembrane transport
Cellular component (GO): fungal-type vacuole membrane
Molecular function (GO): ATP binding; ATP hydrolysis activity; ABC-type transporter activity
Source: RefSeq, a predicted model, not a curated record
AUGAGCAACUUUGCUCAGUGCAGCUGGCCGAUAUGGGACAUUGAUGAUCUCACCCCGUGCUUCCAGCAAGACUACCUCAAGAUUCUUUUCCCCUUAAUUGUUAUAGGCUUUUCCAUCCUCCACCUGGGUCUGCAAGCCAUACGAACUAUCGCCAAACACCGCAAGCAUGGCUACGAGCACGUUCCCCAAGAUCAACAUCACGGCCACACCAACAUCCCUCCCGAAGAAACCGCCGACGGGUAUGAAGAUGAAGACGAUGAGGCUUUGACUAUGAACGGCGGCGGCCGCCUAGCUCUGGUAAAGACCACAACCAAGGGUUCCAUCGUCCAGGCCGAUAGUCCUCCCGCCCAGAACCUGACCAUUGUUGUCGAGGAGAUCGCAAUUGCCGGUCUGAUUGCGCUUCACGUUAUCGCCUUGGUUACCGGCACCGCCCCUGGUCACCACGGCCUGCUCGUCGCCAUUGUCGGCCUUGUCACCUGGGUCUACGUUGCCAUCCUCGUCACUCUGCGUCUCUUCCUCGGAAACACAAAGUGGCGCGUGCCUCGCAUCUGGAACCACACCGCCUUCAUCUAUCUCUUUCAGUGGAUCUUCACCGUUGCCGUAUUCCGCUCCGUCAUUGUCCACCCUAGCAGCCGCCUUUCGCAAAUCCUCACUAUUGUCGAGUUCGCCCUUACCACUCUCCUUUUCGGCCUUGCCAUCACGACGAGAAAGGGAAACAAGACGGUGCUGUUGGAGUGGGAAGAUGGAAUCGAGCCGUCGCGCGAGCCCCUCGCCUCUCUCUUCUCCCUCGCCACAUUCUCCUGGGUCGAUCCCGUCAUCUACCGCGGUUACAAGGAGACUCUCGAGUUGAAGAGUGUGUGGAAUCUGGUUCCCAAGGAAAAGGCCGCUGCCGUCAUCGCCGACUACCGCGCUCUCAAGAGAACGUCCAGCCUGGCCUGGCAUUUGAUCAAGUACUUCAAGGGCGAGCUUUUGGUUCAGUUCGCUCUCGCUUCCUUUGCUGGUGUGUUCACUUUCGCCCCAACCCUGCUGCUCAAGGCCAUCCUAGAGUACGUCGAGCGGCCCGAAGGUGCUCCCAUCAACGUCUUGUGGUUAUACGUGAUCCUCUUGCCCGUCCUUGACCUUGUUAGAUCCUUUGCGGACAACUACGCUCUGUGGAUCGGCCGCAAGAUAUGCAUCCGCAUCCGAGCCAUCAUCAUUGGUGAGAUCUACAGCAAGGCCCUCAGACGCAAAGCCUCCGCAGGCAAAGACAAGGAACUCGGCCAAAACAAGAGCCCGGCAAAGCAGGGCUGGUUUGGCAAGAUCAAGGCGAAACUUGGCUUCAAGAAGGCCAAGGCGGAUGCCGAGGCAGCUGCCAACGGUCCCGCCAAGGACCCCGCCAAGGACGACGAGCAGGCCAACUUGGGUACCAUUAUCAACCUCAUGUCCGUCGACAGCUUCAAGAUUUCCGAGGUCACGGCCUACUUGCACUUCAUCUGCGCAUCCGCCCCGACCCAGCUCAUCAUCGCCAUCAUCCUCCUUUGGGAUGUCAUGGGACUCAGUGCCAUCCCCGGAUUGAUUGUCAUGGCCCUGCUGCUCCCCAUCAACUACAGCUUUGCCAGAGGCUUUGCCAACACUUCCAAAAAGAUUUUGGCCGCGACCGACAAACGCAUCAACGUCACCAACGAGGUUUUGCAGAAUAUCCGCAUCAUUAAGUACUUUGCCUGGGAGGCCAAGUUCGGCCGCAUCGUGGACGAGAAGCGCGCCGCUGAGCUGAAGGCGCUCCGAUCCCGCUACGUCAUCUGGUCUUUCGCUGUUGCCGUGUGGAACUCGGUCCCUGUCCUCAUCACCUUCUUCUCCUUCCUGAUGUACACCCUUGUGGAGCACAAGCCUCUCUAUCCAUCCGUGGCCUUCACUGCCAUCUCCCUCUUUAUGCUCCUCCGUGUUCCUCUCGACCAGAUGGGCGACAUGUUUGCUCACGUCCAAGAGACCAAGGUUUCACUGGAUCGUGUCGAAGAAUUCCUCACCGAGGAGGAGACCGAGAAGUACGAGCAGCUCGGAGAGGACAAUGUCGACGAAAACGGCAACAAGGUCAUCGGUUUCCGAAAGGGCAACUUCAUCUGGGGCGGCAAGGACGUCGUUGCCGAAGAUGGCACCAUGGCUUUCCGGCUUAUGGACUUGGAUGUCGACUUCCAGAUUGGCAAGCUUAGCAUCAUCUCGGGACCCACUGGUUCUGGAAAGACGUCCAUGCUGAUGGCCCUGCUUGGUGAAAUGACCCUCGUCGGCGGCAAGGUCUACUGUCCUGGUGGUCGAAGCCGCGAGGAUGUCCGGGCUGAUCCCGAGACUGGCCUUGCUGACACGGUCGCCUACGUCGCGCAGGCCGCAUGGCUCGUGAAUGCUAACAUCAAGGAGAACAUCCUUUUUGCUGCGCCGUACGAUGAAAAGAGAUACCGGGACGUUAUCGUCGCUUGCGCGCUGGAGCGUGACCUUGAGAUUCUCGACAACGGCGAUGAGACCUUGGUCGGAGAAAAGGGUAUCACUCUGUCUGGCGGCCAAAAGCAGCGCAUUUCCCUUGCCCGUGCCGUUUACUCCAACUCUCGGCACAUCUUUUUGGACGAUUGUCUCAGUGCUGUCGACUCCCAUACUGCGCAAUGGAUUUUUAACAACGCCAUCAAGGGUCCUUUGAUGGCUGGCCGAACCUGCAUUCUGGUUACCCACAACCUCCAGCUCUGUGCUCCCUCCUCUCACUACAUCGUCGCACUGGAGAAUGGCAGGAUUGCUGCCCAGGGCCCCUCUGCUGAGCUGAUCGCCUCGGGCAAGCUUGGCGAAGAAAUUCAAAAGGCUGCUGUUAACUCGGCCUCGGUUUCCCGCAUCCCGUCCCGAGUCCCUUCUAGCGUCGGUGAAGAUGGCUCGGAAACUGUGGUCAACCCUGGCGACGAGGGCACCACUGACGCGCGGGCUAAGAAGAAUGAAAAGAAGAAGGAGCAGAAGGACGCCAUGGAGGAGAAGAAGGCCGAGGGUUCCGUCAAGUGGCCCGUCAUCCAACUCUACCUCUCCUCUAUGGGUUCCUGGUGGUUCUGGGUCGUAGCUGCCGCCGUGUUCGGUCUUCAGCAGAUGUCUGGUGUUGCUACCAACUUCUGGGUGCGAGAGUGGGCAAACCAAUACGUCGAUGAGGAGGUGGAGCGGAUCGCUUUCUCAACCUCGUCCCUCACUUAUAGCCAGCAAUCGUUCUCCCCGACCUACCUCGCCUCCAUCGCCAACUACGGCAGCCGCAUCGGCUCUACUGUUUCUGCCACUGCUGCUGCUGCUGACGUCGACGUCAAGUACUACCUCACCGUCCUUGCCGCCAUUGGUAUCGCUGGCUCAGCCGCUGCGUUCAUCAGAGACGUCUGGGUCUUUUAUGGCUCCUUGACUGCCUCCAAGAAAAUCCACAACGACCUGAUUUCCCGUGUAUCCAGAGCCAAGUUCAAAUUCUUCGACGUCACUCCUCUCGGCCAGUUGAUGAACCGCUUCAGCAAGGAUCUCGAGGCAGUGGACCAGGAAGUCGCUCCGAUCGCCAUUGGCGUCUUCGGCUGCGCCCUUGGGAUUUUGGUGACAGUCGUUUUGAUCACUUGGGUCACCCCUGGCUUCUUGGUUGCCGGCGUCUUCAUCACUGCCGCAUACUGGCUCGUCGGCGCCUUUUACCUGCGUGCCUCCAGAGACUUGAAGCGUCUUGAAUCCGUCCAACGGAGUCCCUUGUUCCAACAGUUCGGAGAGACGCUCUCAGGCAUGACAACCAUCCGAGCUUAUGGCGACGAGCGCCGCUUCAUCCGGGAAAACCUGUCCAAGAUCAACGUCCAGGCUCGUCCUUUCAUCUACCUCUGGGCUGCGAACCGUUGGCUUGCCUUCAGAACCGAUGUCCUCGGCGACUUGGUUUCAUUCUUUGCCGGUGUUUUCAUCAUCAUCAGCAUGAGCACGGGCACCGUCGAUCCGGGUUCUGCCGGUAUUUCCCUUAGCUACGCCAUUGGCUUCACCGAGAACGUCUUGUGGCUCAUUCGCCUGUACGCCAUCAACGAGCAGAACAUGAACUCUGUCGAACGCAUCAAGGAGUAUCUGGAUGUCGAGCAAGAGGCCGAGCCGGUCAUCGAGAAGAACCGCCCUCCCGAAAACUGGCCCAGCCAAGGCUCUGUCGAGUUCAUCAACUAUUCCACCCGCUACCGCGCCGACCUCGAACCUGUCCUGCGGAACCUCACCUUCAAGAUUAACCCCAGCGAGAAGGUCGGCAUCGUCGGUAGAACGGGUGCCGGCAAGAGUUCGCUGGCCCUGGCCAUCUUCCGCGCUCUCGAGGCCGAUGAGGGCAAGAUUCUCAUCGACGACAUCGAUAUUGGCUUGAUUGGACUCCGCGAUUUGCGCGAGGCAAUUACCAUUGUGCCACAGGACCCCACGCUCUUCAUGGGCACUAUCCGUUCCAACUUGGACCCCUUCGACACGUACACCGAUGAGCAGAUCUUCGAAGCGCUUCGCAAGGUGCAGCUUAUCGGCCCCCACGAGUCGACCUCCAGGCCGACGACACCAUCGGCCGGCGCAAUGCUGCCAACCACGCCCAACCUUGGACUCAUCCAGGAAAACGCCAACUCGAGCUCCGGCUCCUCGACUGCGCCUACCAACAAGAACGUCUUCCUCAACCUCUCAUCGACCGUCUCAGAGUCUGGUUCCAACCUAUCUCAGGGCCAGCGCCAACUUCUUUGUCUAGCCCGUGCUCUCCUGAAACGACCCAACGUGCUCGUCAUGGACGAGGCAACCGCUUCGAUUGACUACGCCACCGACACCAAGAUCCAAGAGACCAUCCGUGAGCUUACCAGUACCAUCAUCACCAUUGCCCAUCGGCUGCAGACCAUUGUAGACUACGACAAGGUACUCGUCCUGGACAAGGGCGCCGUCGUCGAGUAUGGCCACCCGUACGAGUUGAUCCGCAAAGAAAACAGCAGCUUCCGAAGCAUGUGCGACAUGAGCGGAGAAUACCAGGUGUUGCUCAAGGCUGCCAAGAAGAAGUGGGAUUCGGGAAGGUUGGUCGAUGUUGACGAUGAGGAGGAGGUCACCCAGGACGACAGCAAGACCAAGGCUGUCGAGGACGAGGCUCAAAAGGCCGCCGAGGAGGUAAAGAAGCAGGCCGAAGCUGAAGCCAAGAAGGCCGAAGCCGAGGCUGAAGCGCGGAAGAGGGCAGAGGAAGACGCCAAGAAGGCUAGACAAGCCGAAGAGGAGGCCAAGAAGGCCGAGGAGGAGGCUACGAAGAAGGCCGAGGAGGAGGCUACGAAGAAGGCCGAAGAAGAAGCCAAGAAGAAGGCGGCCGAAGAGCAGGCGAAAAAGCGUGCUGAAGAAGCGAAGAAGAAGGCUGAGGAAGAGGCCAAGAAGGCGGGCGGCGGAUAG